Molecule: messenger RNA, 1306 nt
Organism: Cannabis sativa
Lineage: Eukaryota; Viridiplantae; Streptophyta; Magnoliopsida; Rosales; Cannabaceae
Product: LIM domain-containing protein WLIM1
Exons: 5
Coding region: 482-1099 (205 amino acids)
Biological process (GO): actin filament bundle assembly
Cellular component (GO): actin cytoskeleton; plasma membrane
Molecular function (GO): actin filament binding
Source: RefSeq, a predicted model, not a curated record
AAAGAGUUUAAAGCUUCGCUUCUUAAAAAAUAUCUCUCUUCCUGUAUUCACUGGAGCUCGAAUUGAAAGAGAAGAAGGCUUCCCAUUACAAGUAGCUUUAGUUGAUUGUUUUACAGGCCAAAUUAUUUAUUCUGGGCCAGAAUCCACAGCCAAGGUGGAAGUCAACAUGACUUUACAAACAUAAUUACCAUGUUGUCCAAAACAUGUACAAAUAGUUUGUUUCAUUGGUGUAGACUUCGAAAACAAUAAUAAGCCCAUCACACAAUUUCAAUAAUGAAACGAAAAGUGCUUUCUUUUCUUUUCUUUUCUUUUCACAUUAUAUAUAUUUGCUCUGACUAUGUCUGAGCUGUAAACCUCAAGCUCAAAUUUUGAAAGAGAGAGAAGAAAGAGAAAGACAAAAAAGAAAGUGUUUUUCUUUCUUUAAUCAAUAUAAACUACAAUAAGACCUAUUUUGUUGUGUUCUAUUUUUUGGGUUUUGGUUAUGGUAAGGAUGGCAACAUUUGGAGGGACUACCCAGAAGUGUAAGGCUUGUGAGAAGACUGUAUAUUUCGUUGAUGAGCUUACUGCUGAUAAUAAAGUUUACCAUAAGGCAUGCUUUAGAUGCCACCACUGCAAACGCACCCUCAAGCUGAGUGAUUAUUCCUCUUUUGAGGGUGUUCUAUAUUGCAAGCCUCACUUUGAUCAACUCUUUAAGAGGACUGGUAGUUUGGAUAAAAGUUUCGAAGGUACUCCUAAAACUGUUAGAGACAGAACAGCAAAUCAGGUUACUAACAACAAAGUUUCGCGCUUGUUUGCUGGUACACAAGAAAAGUGUGUUGCUUGCAAGAAAACAGUUUAUCCCAUUGAGAAGGUUGCUGUUGAUGGUACAUCAUACCAUAAAGGCUGUUUUAGAUGCACACAUGGUGGUUGUGUGAUCAGUCCAUCGAACUAUGUAGCGCACGAGCAUCAUCUUUACUGUAAGCAUCACCAUAAUCAACUCUUCAAGGCAAAGGGAAACUUCAGUCAACUUGACAAGCAUGAAGAUGUGAAAAUACAAGAUGUUAAGGUAGAAGAUGUGAAAGGGAUGACUGAGAACACAGUGCCUGUGGUGGCCGAGUAGUUGAUCCGUACCGUGAUCUGCCUCUGAUCGUGGAUUUUCUCGACCUAAAACAAAAGCAAAUUGUUUCUAGUGUACAAGAAUAGUCUUUGUUUGAUUUGAGUUUUCUGUUUUCCUUUCUUUUUUUUUAAAAAAAAAUAUAUAUUUUGUUGUUAAAUUUUGAAUGUGUUGGUGAGCGAGUUUUAAUAAAAAAUGAGUGUUAGGCAAAAA